Molecule: messenger RNA, 857 nt
Organism: Suricata suricatta (meerkat)
Lineage: Eukaryota; Metazoa; Chordata; Mammalia; Carnivora; Herpestidae
Product: cytochrome c oxidase assembly factor 3 homolog, mitochondrial
Exons: 2
Coding region: 123-443 (106 amino acids)
Biological process (GO): mitochondrial respiratory chain complex IV assembly
Cellular component (GO): mitochondrial inner membrane
Source: RefSeq, a predicted model, not a curated record
GAGCAGCACUCCCUUCGCGAAAGAAAGCGCAGACUACAACUCCCAGCGUCCGCUGCUGGGGCCAAGGACUGCUAUUCCCAGCAAGCCCCGCGCUUUGGAGCUACGAAGGGCGGAGCGACAACAUGGCGGCGCCGGGAGCAGGUGAUUCUCUCGAUGCCAAGGGUGGAAAGACCCCAGUGGCUCAGCGCAUCGACCCGACUCGGGAGAAGCUGACACCCGCACAGCUGCAGUUCAUGCGGCAGGUGCAGCUCGCCCAGUGGCAGAAGACUUUACCACAGCGGCGGACCCGGAACAUCGUGACCGGCCUUGGCAUUGGGGCCCUGGUGUUAGCUAUUUAUGGUUACACCUUCUACUCCGUGUCCCAGGAGCGUUUCCUAGAUGAGCUGGAGGACGAGGCCAAAGCUGCCCGAGCCCGAGCCAUGGCGAGGGCAUCGGGAUCCUGAACCAGAUGGGCACUGCGCCAUCCCCAACCUGCUGGAGCCCCUUCACAUGGUGGAUGAUGCCCUAUGACCCUGUGGAAAUCAAAACCUGCAGACAGCUUUGCUGACCUCAACCAUGGACGAUGAUUGAGCCCAAGAAGCCAGGGGUUUAUUGCAUUUGGCCUGGACAAGGGAAUAUUGGCCACUUCACACUCACUGUGUCCAGUCACUGAGCCCUUCUUAUAGUUUGUUUCCUUACUUGAGAAUUGUAUGACCUUGGCUUUUCUCAGUCUUUCUAACUUUGUGGUUUACCUUCUCCUCCUCCCAGGGGCUCUCAUAGGGGUGGGGGUGGCAGCUCUGUGUAGUGUUGGAGCCUAACGUGGAAAAGAUGGGGUUAGGUUCACAAUAAUAAACUGAGUCACCUCUCUUGGAGACAAA